AUGGCCUCCUCUUCUACUUCUGCCCAACACCAUACUAACCGCUUGGCAAAAGAGAAAAGCCCGUAUUUGCUGCAACACGCAGAUAAUCCAGUGGAUUGGUACCCGUGGGGAGAAGAAGCCUUCAAGAAAGCUCGUGAAGAGAAGAAACCGAUAUUUCUAAGUGUUGGAUACAGUACAUGCCAUUGGUGCCAUGUAAUGGCUCAUGAAUCUUUCGAAAAUGAAGAAAUUGCAAAGGUCAUGAAUGAAAAUUUUGUCAAUGUUAAGGUCGAUAGAGAAGUACAACCUGAUGUUGAUCGGACGUACAUGACCUUUGUUCAAGCAACAACAGGCGGAGGCGGAUGGCCUAUGUCAGUUUUCCUGACGCCGGAUUUGUAUCCAAUUUACGGAGGGACUUACUUUCCGCCUAGAGAUCAAUUUGGCAGACCAGGAUUUCCCACAUUGUUGAAGCGGAUCGCGUCAUUAUGGAAAGAAGACCCGGAGAAACUCAAAAAAUCUGGAAUGGACGUGAUGGAUAUGUUACGCAAUGCUACCGGGCUCAACGACGACGGAAGAAGUAAAGAUGCAGUUAAUAUGGAUAUAGCACAUAAAUGCUACAAAUAUUUUGUAAACGCGUUUGAUUCGAAAGAAGGUGGAUUUGGAGGCGAGCCAAAAUUUCCAACACCCGUCCAAUUUCAUUUUCUUCUCCGAUAUUAUUACUAUACCCACCAUGAGUUGGGGAGCGAAUCGUUAUCAAAUUUAUCGAUUUCGCAAAUUCACGCCAAGGGCAAUCAGUUAGGAAUCGAUUUUAAAGGUUGUCUUGAAAAGAGUGAUUGUAUUCAGAAACUUCAGCAAGCCAUUGCGAACCAACAGAAAGCUUUGGAGAUGGUUAAAUUCACUUUAGUGAAAAUUGCCAGAGGCGGAAUUCAUGAUCAUGUUGGAAACGGAUUUCAUCGCUAUUCAACUGAUCGCUACUGGCACGUUCCUCAUUUUGAGAAAAUGCUUUAUGAUCAAGCACAACUUCUCGCAACAUACAUCGAAGUAUUUCUACUUACCAAAGAAGAUUAUUUUGCAGAGAUCGCACGGGACAUAAUCAAAUAUGUUGUACGCGACUUGAGGGAUCCAGUAGGUGGUGGAUUCUACUCUGCCGAAGAUGCCGAUUCUUAUCCUCACGAGGGUGCACCACAUAAACUCGAGGGUGCGUUUGCAGCAUGGGAAAAAUCAGAAUUGGAUCAGAUUCUUGGCGAAGAUUCGAUUGUUUUCUGUUAUCAUUUUGGGGUUGAGGAAAAAGGGAAUGUACCAAGAGAAAAAGAUAUUCAGGGCGAGCUGAUAAAUAAAAAUGUGUUGAUUGAAAGAUAUACUCUUGAAGAAACGGCUAAAGAGUUUAGUCUUUCACUUGAUGCACUGGACCAAAUUCUAAAACGUUCUAAAGAAAAACUAGCUAAACAUCGGGCAGAGAAACGUCCAAAACCUCAUCGUGAUGAUAAAAUUCUUACUGCGUGGAAUGGUCUCAUGAUAUCUGCCCUUGCACGAGCGUAUGAAGCUUUAGGCACGAAAGAAUAUUUAUCACUGGCUGAAAAUGCGGCAAAAUUCUUGAAAGAAAGGAUGUAUGAUACUGGUAGAAAUCAGUUAUUACGAAGCUUCCGCGAGGGGCCUGGAAAUACAAAUGGUUUCUCGGAUGAUUAUAGUUUUCUAAUUCAAGGUCUAAUCGAUCUCUAUGAAUGUUCCUUUGACGAAAACUAUCUGAAAUGGGCCAUUGACUUGCAAGAGACUCAAAACGAACUUUUCUACGACCAAAAUUCCGGCGGAUACUUUAACGUUCCAGAAACAAAUAAGGAUAUCUUGUUAAGAAUGAAAGAUGAUCAUGAUGGCGCAGAACCUUCGGCAAAUUCGGUGGCUGUAAGCAAUCUAAUUCGCUUACACGCUUUUACCCAAAAUCCCGAUUACCAUACAAAAGCUGAAGCAACUCUUCAAACAUACGGUGACAAUUUGCAAAAACAUCCUUACUCCAUGCCGUCAUUGGUCUCCAGUGUGAUGUUAUAUGUAAAGAACAUCAAACAAAUUGUUUUCCUCGGCGACAUUCAAAACCCAACAGUCGUCAACUUCCUCAAUGUUAUACGCCACCGCUAUAUUCCCAAUCGUGCAUUACUUUUUACCCCGUCUCCCGAUCGCGUCGACUCUUCUGUAAUCGCGCAAAAGAACGAUUCGGUCAAAUAUCUUUUACAGGCCAUCGAUGCUAGUGAUAAUAAAGAACGGAUUCCCUCGGUGCAUAUUUGCGAGAAUUUCACUUGUGGGUUGCCGAUUCGUGAUGUGGAAAAGUUGGAAGAAAAGUUGUCGGAUUGA
This is a messenger RNA of Ambispora gerdemannii, 2319 nucleotides long. Lineage: Eukaryota; Fungi; Glomeromycota; Glomeromycetes; Archaeosporales; Ambisporaceae. The record is from the annotation of a GenBank genome assembly.